Molecule: messenger RNA, 1124 nt
Organism: Cinara cedri
Lineage: Eukaryota; Metazoa; Arthropoda; Insecta; Hemiptera; Aphididae
Source: the annotation of a GenBank genome assembly
AUGGACAAGUACAUAGUCUUGGGUACAGUGGGCGAAGGUACUUAUGGUACAGUAGCCAAGUGUCUGAAUGAAUCGACUGGAUUGAUGGUAGCAAUGAAAAGAUUACGAAACCCACUUCAAAGUGGCCAUUAUUACUCUGAAAUGAUCGUACGUGAAAUUAAUCUUUUGCGGUUGCUAAGAAAUGAUCAUGUAGUUGAAAUAAUCGAUGUUAUCCGGGUCUCUGGUUACAUUUACAUGGUGUUUCCGUUCAUGCAGUGUAAUCUGUACACAUACUUGGAAAAUAAUGGUGGAGCACUGACUAUGGAUCACACUAAAGAAUGCAUAUACCAAGUACGUAGAAACUUAGCUCGAAAAUAGUUGACCACCAAAUUAUUUGUUUUUUGACAGGUAUUAAAAGGACUAAGCUACGUGCAUAGUCAUAAUGUCAUACACCGUGACAUUAAGCCAGAAAAUCUUUUGUUAACUGUUGCUGGAAUUAUCAAGAUCUGUGAUUUUGGUGCAUCUCGUAUGUUUUGCUCGAGUGGGUCAUUAGACAUGAGUACUGAAGUAGGAACUCUAUGGUACCAGGCUCCAGAAAUGUUGAUGGAACUAAAAAUCUACGAUACUAUGGUAGACAUUUGGUCGGUUGGUAUGUUCUAAGAGUAAAAUACUAUAUAAGUAACAUUCUCACACUUCAAAUUAUUACAGGCAUUUUGUUUACGGAAUUAGUCAACAGAUGGCCCUUGGUCACCGAAGAAACUAUUGAUUACCAGUUGUAUGGCAUUAUUGAAAUACUGGGAUGCAAGGACCAUAACUCAAUAGUUAUCAAUGAAUACUUGCACAAUCGCGGCAUUGAGCUGAGCAUAGAAAAUCAACAGGAACAACCUUUAUGUAAAUCUUAUACAAUUUCUAAUACUGCCUUAGCACUUCGAAGGGUAUACCCUGAGUGGCCAACAGAUCUGCUAAAAAUAGUGGCACACUGUUUACAAUUAAACCCGGUAGACCGCAUGAAUGCUGCACAGUUACUGAACAUGGAGUUUUUUACCACUGGAAUGUUUAUGACAAACUUUGAUAAAGAGCUGGAAAACAAACUGAAAUAUGACAAAACAAUAGAAAAUACAAAUAAAUACUGUGAAACACUAUAA